Molecule: messenger RNA, 322 nt
Organism: Paramecium octaurelia
Lineage: Eukaryota; Ciliophora; Oligohymenophorea; Peniculida; Parameciidae
Source: the annotation of a GenBank genome assembly
AUGAUUUAGUGUUAGGAGAUCAGUAUAUUUAAAAUAUGAUGUAGACCUAAAUAAAUUUAGUUUGAACUCAACAGUUUCUGCAAUUGCUUUUAAGAAGGGGUAUUUAAGUAAUAUUGCUUGCUUCUUAAUUUUGCUAAUUUUUGGAUUUAUGGCAAGUAUUCUAUUAACUCCAAUUGCAAUGUUACUGUAAUUUGAGAAUAAUUAUUAAAUAAUAAAAUACUUAUUAAAUUUAUCAAAAUUAUAAUAACAAGAACUUUAAGUCAUAAGUAGUUUGAUUAAAUGAGUUUAGAUGUUCUGCAUCCAUCAAGUCAUAGGGGGUGAU